AUGAGAGAUGAGGCUGCGGAGACCGAGACCCAGGCUGGAGGCUCGCAGGUCAUUUUCACCAAUCCGCUGGAAAUUGUGAAGAUCCGUUUGCAAGUAGCUGGAGAGAUUACUACUGGCCCCCGUGUCAGUGCCCUGACUGUUCUCCGAGACCUGGGCUUCUUUGGCCUUUAUAAGGGCGCCAAGGCAUGCUUCCUUCGUGACAUCCCGUUCUCUGCUAUCUACUUCCCCUGUUAUGCCCAUUUGAAGAGCACCUUCGCAGCUGAAGAUGGCAGGGUGAGCCCUGGCUACCUCCUCCUGGCUGGUGCCAUCGCCGGUAUGCCGGCUGCAUCUCUGGUGACUCCUGCUGAUGUCAUCAAAACUCGACUGCAGGUCGCUGCUCGGGCUGGUCAGACCACCUACACGGGGGUCAUAGACUGUUUCAGAAAAAUCCUGCAGGAGGAAGGUCAUCGUGCACUAUGGAAGGGAGCUGGAGCUCGUGUGUUCAGGUCCUCGCCGCAGUUUGGUGUGACGCUGGUGACAUACGAGUUAUUGCAGCGAUGGCUCUACGUAGAUUUUGGUGGAGUGAAGCGACCUGGUUCAGAUCCGGUUCCCAAAUCCCGAAUCACAUUGCCAGCCCCGAACCCAGACCACGUCGGAGGAUAUAAACUUGCCGUAGCCACUUUUGCUGGAAUCGAAAGCAAAUUUGGACUGUACCUUCCACGAUUCCAGGCCCCACCAUCUACCUCUGUCGCUUCUAAAGCCUGAAGACUGUGGCAAGUCACAUGAGACCACUCAAUGCAGUUCUGUCAUAUUUUACCAUAUGUUCCCCUAUUUCCAUGGAAUAAUUUCCACACACGUCUUUUAUUCCAUAAUCUGUUUCAUGAAAGUUUUUAGAACUUUAUAGAGUUUCUUUUAUGUGCAAUCUUUCUUUUUUUCUUAAAGUAUAUCUAAAG
Messenger RNA from Nanorana parkeri, 932 nucleotides. RefSeq names its product solute carrier family 25 member 13 (gene SLC25A13). NCBI's taxonomy places the organism in Eukaryota, Metazoa, Chordata, Amphibia, Anura, Dicroglossidae. Gene Ontology annotation, molecular function: L-glutamate transmembrane transporter activity; L-aspartate transmembrane transporter activity. The record is from RefSeq and is a predicted model, not a curated record. Gene Ontology annotation, biological process: L-glutamate transmembrane transport; malate-aspartate shuttle; aspartate transmembrane transport. Bases 1 to 744 code for a protein of 247 amino acids. The transcript is spliced from 6 exons.